Messenger RNA from Neltuma alba, 2414 nucleotides. Its product is annotated as L-type lectin-domain containing receptor kinase VII.1-like. Gene Ontology annotation, molecular function: protein kinase activity; ATP binding; carbohydrate binding. NCBI's taxonomy places the organism in Eukaryota, Viridiplantae, Streptophyta, Magnoliopsida, Fabales, Fabaceae. Gene Ontology annotation, biological process: protein phosphorylation. The transcript has 2 exons. The record is from RefSeq and is a predicted model, not a curated record. Bases 90 to 2183 code for a protein of 697 amino acids.
UCACUUUGCUCUUCCAUUCUUUUUCCUUUCAAUACCAUUCCCAUGAGAAAUCCUUUUGUUUCUUCUUCUUGUUCUUCUUCAUCCUCACGAUGAUCAAACUCAAACACCGUCCACCCUGUUUCUUCCCUCUUCUUCUUCUUAUUCUGAUCUUCUCCUUCUCUGAUUCAUCUCUCGCCGUCGAUUUCAUCUUCAACGGCUUUAACUCCUCCGGCGUCUUGCUCUACGGCAACGCCACCGUUGAUUCGGGAAUCUUAUCUCUCACUCAUGAUCGAGCUUUCUCUAUUGGUCGUGCUCUUUACUCUCAGAAGAUUCCCACCAAAGUCCCAAAUUCUUCAUAUGUCAACCCUUUCUCUACUUCCUUCAUUUUCGCCAUGGCACCUUAUAAGAAUGUUCUUCCUGGCCAUGGCCUUGUGUUCAUCUUCACGCCUGUUCGAGGAAUCCAAGGUACAAGCUCUGCUCAAAACUUAGGUUUCUUGAACUUCACCAACAAUGGCGAUUCCGGCAACCAUGUGUUCGGUGUUGAGUUCGAUGUGUUCAGGAAUCAAGAGUUCGAUGACAUAAACGACAAUCACGUUGGGAUCGAUGUGAACUCUCUCAAAUCUGUUGUGGCAAACGAUGCCGGGUACUGGCCGGACGACGGCAAGUCGUUCGAAGAAUUGACGCUGAACGACGGUGAGAAUUACCAGGUUUGGAUUGAUUAUGAAGAUUCUUUGAUUAACGUAACUAUGGCCCGAGUAGGAUCAAAACGACCGCGCAGGCCAUUGUUGAAUCUGUCGUUGAACUUAUCUGAAGUUUUUGAAGAUGAAAUGUAUGUGGGAUUUACAAGUGCGACAGGACAAUUAGUUCAAAGUCACAAAAUUCUGGCUUGGAGCUUUAGUAAUUCGAAUUUUUCACUAAGCGAAGCAUUAAUCACUUCUGGGUUACCUUCUUUUGUUCUUCCAGAAGAUUCAAUCGUCAAAUCCAGAGGAUUUAUUGCAGGACUGACCAUUGGGAUUUUCUUGAUACUCUGUUUCAUCGUUCUGGUGACUCUGUUUUUAAUACAGAGAAAACGAAGGAAAGCGAGGGAAAGAGAAGCAAUGGAGGAUUGGGAAUUAGAGUACUGGCCACACAGAAUAACCUACGAAGAAAUCGAAUCAGCAACAAAAGGAUUCUCCGAGGAAAACGUGAUCGGAAUCGGAGGAAACGGCAAGGUAUACAAAGGAAUCCUGGGAGGAUCAGAAAUCGCAGUGAAACGAAUAUCCCCCGAAAACAAUGGAAUGAGAGAAUUCCUAGCAGAAGUCUCCAGUCUGGGAAGACUCAAACACAGAAACCUCGUAAGAUUACGAGGAUGGUGCAAGAAAGACCCAGGAAAUUUCUUACUAAUCUACGACUACAUGGAAAAUGGGAGUCUAGAAAAAUGGGUAUUUCAAAACGAAGACGACGACAAGAGCCUAAACUAUGAGCAGAGGAUAAGGAUUAUGAAGGAUGUGGCUAGUGGGGUCAUGUACUUGCAUGAAGGUUGGGAAGUGAAAGUAGUACACAGAGAUAUUAAAGCCAGCAACGUACUGUUAGAUAAGGGGCUUAACGGAAGGUUGGGAGAUUUUGGGUUGGCUUUGAUGCACAAAAAUGAUGAAGUGGCUAGGACCACCAAAGUGGUUGGGACGGUGGGUUACAUGGCCCCUGAAACGAUGAAGACUGGAAAAGCGUCAACUCAGAGUGAUGUUUACAUGUUUGGAAUCUUGGUUUUGGAAGUCAUGUGUGGAAGGAGACCUAUUGAGGAAGGAAAACCAUCCUUGGUGGAGUGGGUGUGGCAACUCAAAGCACAAGGACAACUAAUAAGAGCAAUGGAUGAGAGAAUGAGGGCAAAAGGAGAAGUGAAUGAACAACAAGUAGAAACAAUUCUUAACUUGGGAUUAUUGUGUGCUUAUCCUGACCCAAAAGCCAGGCCAACAGUGAGACAAGCACUGAAGGUUUUGGAGGGAAAGAAUAUUACUACUACUAAUAAUAAUAAUAGUGAAGAUGGUGGAGAGCAUGAUGAAAGUGAAGAUAUGGGUACCUAUUUGCUUAAAACCAUUACAUCCCCAAAGGACUUAUGGUCUGAGUAUUCUCUUUACUUAAACUUCUCAUCUCACCCAACAUUUGAAGAUGUUAGACACACUACUACUUCUUCUUCUUCAUCUAACACUAUUCUUGAGGGCAGGUAAUGUAGAGAAUGAAUCACUUGAAGUUAAAAUUGGUUGAGUUGAAUGUAAAGUUUCAACAAUGAGGAUCUUAGCUUCAAAAGAUUUGAAUAGAGAUGUACAAGUUUUGUGUCAAUAUAGGUGAGUGUAACCUCUAUAUUUCUCUCUCUUUUGCUUCGGUUAUUGUCACUAUAUGAUGCUGUAUAGUGUUGAUUAAAUUCAUUUUUGAAAUCAUGGAUGAUUGGCUUUGUGAAA